Messenger RNA from Amphimedon queenslandica, 6940 nucleotides. RefSeq lists its product as uncharacterized. The annotation marks the transcript as partial. The record is from RefSeq and is a predicted model, not a curated record. The transcript has 15 exons. Gene Ontology annotation, molecular function: ATP binding; protein binding. Lineage: Eukaryota; Metazoa; Porifera; Demospongiae; Haplosclerida; Niphatidae.
UCAGGUGGUGAACAGUAGAAGGAGGCACGUUCCCUUCUGAAGCACAAGUCUUUGGGUGUAUUUGUAUAUUUUUUAGCUCACAAGUGCCUUACUCUAUGAGAGGGCCAUGUCUGGAGCCAACAGUACCAAUGGAAGUGGAAAGAAAGAGUUGGCUUUCAUUGUUGGUGGGUUCUUUCCUGGUAGAGAAGGCCGUGAGAGGAUGGUUGCUCCGUACGCCAUCGAUAAGGAGCUGAUCGGUGAUCCUGUCUUCUCAGAGUUUGCUAGAGCUGCCUGCCCUUUUAUGAUGCCUGGGAUCUACCCACAAGACCCUGACCUUGCUGUCAGUACUGGGUAUAGAAUGAAAGAGACGGGCCACCAGGCUUUUAAAGAAGGCGAUUACAAGUUGGCCGCCACUAAAUACAACUAUAGUGUCCAGCUGUUUCAGUUUGUGUUGAAGAUAUUUCCGUAUGUUGCACACGAGGUUCUGUUACUUCAUAACAGUCUUUCUGCUUGCUAUUAUAAAAUGAAAGACUAUGAGAAAGCCCUGGCCUCUGCUAACACUUGUAUAGAAUUGGAUAAUAAAGAGAUCAAGGGUUUUUACAGACGUGCCGAGGCCUCUCUAGGUCUUGCUGACGUUGGUUCUUCUGAAGGUAAAGACGUCACUAAGCUUUACGAGGAGGCCUUGGGGGAUUUCUGUAAAUGUUACUACACGAUGACAAUGGAGAGUGAUAAAGGAGCUAGAGUCCAGCAGUUCUGUGAUGCAAUGAUAAUAGCAAUUAAUUUGAAUUUAACUGAAAACCUUCCUGAUUUCCACGAGUUUGACAAAGACUCGUUCUGUGGCCCUCUCAUUCUCUACCUACUCAACAACUACUCGAAAGAGAAGAUUGAGAAAGCGCUUCAAUUCCUCUUCUUCCCCUCUCCGAGUAUAGAAAAGAGUGGCCUAGCGUUUAAGUAUCCUUGCGAUGUCUCCUCUCUCUCUGUGUGUCUCGUGUAUACUCGUGGUGUAUUAACUGAGCCAAUAUUGGACAUGCUAGUACAGUGUAACCUCCAAGUCAAGCAGACUGACGUUGUGCAGUUAGUCUCGGCUCUACAAGAAUCAGAGCUGUCCUUGUUCCAACGUCUUGUCUCAAUAUGUGAAGCUCAGUCCACCACAAGCUGUGAGUCGGCAUUCUCUCAUUUACUCGAUCGGUCCCUCCUCUCAAAGAACCGAACCUUUGCUACUUACUUGAUCUCAAAGGGAGUGACUCCGACACGUCUCUCGUCUGCACUUGCCUUUGAAAUGCUAAUGGAGUUCAACUCAUCCCAAAACGAGGACAUUAUAAAGAUUGCCAAUGCUUGUAGUCCAGACGUUCGGGCGGAGUUUGCCGCCAAGAGUCUCGCCAUGUCAAACCUACAGCUGUUUCAUGAGAUACUCGAUACCGGCCCCUUGCAUUCUUGCUACAUUGACAUCAGUACCUUUAUAUGCUCUCCUCUAAUGAACGAGGAAAUGAAGUACCUCAAUAGGUUUCUUGAUACAGGGGCAUGUCCGAACGGGAUGGUCGGGAGUACCUCGCCUAUGGUUGCCAUAUUCCAGGGUAACACAUUGAAUCGGGAGACUCCAGUUCCACUGAGUCGUGAGACCCAGGUCCUGCUAGUGGUGAUCCUAAUUGAGAGAGGUGCUUCUGUUAUUAACCUCACUGGGGCCUUCCCUGACCCCAUGAGCCCUGUACAUGUGGCUACCAAACUGGUUUUAGAAACAAAGAUCAUGAAGCUCCUCCAUUUAGUCUGUGAGAGGUUUGACUUCCCUUCUAAUGGUAGGAUAGUGGACAAGCACAACAGGACUCCACUCCACAUUGUAAUGAUCACUGAACCAACUCUACUCAGUCUUGAGAUUUUGGAAGUCCUUGUGAAGUAUAACAUUGACAAGAGCAUCAAGGACGAUCAGGGGAAGAGGGCGGAGGAUUACACGAGACCACAGCUGGAUGAGAAGAGAAGAGCACUCGUCUCUGUAAGACCACCGGCUAAAGUAAAGGAGCUCAAAGAUAAAGAAGGAGGAGGAGCAGUGACUGGAGACAAAGGAGGUUUACCUUGGAGGUAUAAAGAGUAUAAUUUUGACGACGAGGACAUCUCAUCCGACGAGGAGACAGGCAGUGGUCGGAGAGGAGGGAGGAAGAAGUGGGAAAUGAGGUACCUCAAAAUGGCCAAGUCGGGCAGGCCACCGUGGAGCUGUGACAUGAGUUUAUUUCCACCAUCAACCUCUUAUGAGAAAGCUCUUGCCAUAGCAAGGGAACAGAAGGAGCGUGGUAACAGUCUCUUUGGAGACAAGAAAUAUUCCGAGGCUCUGCAAAUGUACGGGAAGAGUCACAUGACGUACGACUGGAUAUGUGUCAAUCAUCCUCGUAAACUAUCGGCAGUCAAAGACGACAUAAAAGUCCUCGUCUGUAACAUGGCACUAGGAUACCACAGGAGCUCCGUUCCUGAAGCUUCCGUUGAGUGCUGUAACGAUGCAAUAGAUAUCGACCCCACCUACUACAAGGCAUAUUAUAGACGGGCUGAAGCUUACAAGUAUAUAGCGAAAGAGAGGACACAUCAAACGAGACGGGAUUACAAUUUUGAGUGUUACUGUCUAGCGGUAAAGGACUAUGCUCGGGCGUACAAGUACUCUACUGCCACAAAUGAGACCAGUAAAAGGGCAGACAUGUUUUAUGAGUGUAUGGUAAUAGCACUGGACGUAGAUCACACUAAGUUCCUUCCGUCCAUUCAUGACUGCGAUAAGUCUCAGCUCCUCACUAAAGUGGUUGAGCUCCUCGUCAAGAACAGAGAGAAACAAAGCAAAGAACUCUCCCUCUACCUGGACUAUCUUCUCUUAAAAACCUCUCAUAUACCUAAUGCCGGCCUAGCUCAGUCUUAUCCCUGCUCCUGCUCCUCAGUUCCUUUAGUUCAUGUCCUGCCUAAUGUACAGAUUGACUUGUAUAGGGCGCUACUAAUGAAAGGUUGUACAGUGACUCAGGAUGAUAUUGUGGCUCUGAUACGUGUACUUAAGAAGAGCCAGGGACAGCUUUUAAAGCUUCUACUGGACUCCUUCAUGAAAGACAGAGAUGACAUACAAUCCUCGCUCACUUCAAUUUGUGUUCAGAUACUCAGUACGAAAAAGAUCCCGUUCAUCUCGACCCUCGUUAAAAAUGGGGCCACACCCCCUUCGGAGAGCAUUCUGGAACAUUCCGACUUUUUCAAACUUGACUCUGUCCUCUCCAAAUACGUGUCAAACGCCUGCAAGCCGGAGAGUCGCACUAAGUUAUUUUGUAGUGUCCUUCAGUCUGGGGGUACUAAAGAGAGCAUUGAUGUAUUGCUACAAUCUGGUCCUGUCCUCAUCCAAGAAAUAGACCUCUCGGCCAUUAUCACUUCAAGCCUGCUCCUCCAUCAUACAGAAAUACUCAAGGAGCUUUACUCAAUCACUCCUCCCUCUGACCUCCCUGUCACCUCUUCUGCUUCUAAAGCUCUCAGUGUCCUCUUGGGGUCUAAGCUCCCAUCUCAGCUACAGCAGGCACAGCUUGCUGACUCCCUCAUCAGGCUUGGUGCUAAUAUCAGCGGCCUGCCUCAGGCUUACAGCGAGCCUCUCAGUCCUGUUCAUGCUGCCACUAAACUCGCUUUAGAAACAGGACAUGUUGAUUUAGUUCAUACUGUGUGUACAAGGUAUGCAUUUGAUGGUCAAGUUAAACUGAUUGAUAGGAACACACAGACUCCUCUCCAUUAUGUAAUGAGAUCCAAACACAAUGAGAAAUCCAUCAAAAUUUGUCAGUAUUUGUGUGACUAUCCGAUCGACCCACAGAUUAAGGACAGGUGGGGAAAAGCAGCUCAAGAAUACGGGAAGAAAGAAGGCGAUAAAAGAUUGACCUACCUUCACAGAGCUGCUGUAUUAACCGGCCGCCAUACACCUACACCAGAGGCACCAGAAACUGGAGCUGCUGAAAGUGCUCCUAACAUGAAUGAAAAUGUUGUGAAUGAAGCUAUUAGUAGCAGUAAUCCACCACCCCCACAGAGUGAAGGUGGUAAAGGUCGUAAGAAUAAGAAAAAGAAGAAGAACAAAGGAGGUAAUGCUGCUAGUAGCAGUGAUAAGACCACACACGAUAACAAGAGUGUUCCACUGGUUAACGGUACAGUGGACAAUGGUACAGUGGAUAAUGGGAGAGACUCACCGGUCACUCCGGAAGAGAAAGUACAUGUACAUGUACCAGUAUCGGCCACUGAGGCUUCAGAGACUCAGCCAUCUUGUCCUAGUCUAAAGACGCUUCUUUCUGUCCUGAACGAGAAAGGAAGCGAGUAUUUCACAUUACAGAUAGAUCUGACUGACCCUUCGGAAGACGCUGCUGUUGAUCAACACGAGUCUUCAUUCAGUGGUACUGAUGCCAUCGUCGUGGAGUCUGACUAUAUCACACAAGAAGAUAAGCUCAGUCUAAGCAAUGGAGUAGCAGCGGAUGAGGUUUUUAAAAUUGAUUUUGAUAACCUCCCGUGGGAAGUUGAGGUCACAGAUAGAGUCCUCCUCUUUUUAAAAGACCCAGCCUAUUCUAAGGUUUUAAAAAUCUCCGUGAUAAGUCGACUGCAAGAGCUCGCCAGAGGGUGUCUGAGUGACGGCAAGACUCUCUCAUGCUCCGCCCAGUUGUAUAAAACCAGUCUGACCGGUUUAUCCUGUAUAAUGUGGGAAAAAGCCAUUCAGUUCUCGUCGCGUUGCACGGACAAGACAGAAAGAGAAGAUUCGAGCCAUGUUUACUCGGAGGUCAUCCGUGUAUGGGAUGUUAUUCCAAAUAAAGAGCACCUCACGUGUCUGCAGCAAAUAGAGCGAUCCCACCAGAGAGGCCUUCAGUCUCACCUCUGCUUCCCCUUGUUACCCUCGGAGGAGGACGGGGGACGUUCCCCUCAUUCUCAUUUACCGCGUCACUUCCUUAUCUUUAAAGACCAUAAUCCCGCCCAUGACGACUCUGUUGCCAUGGUAACGUACAUCCCACCCGCCAGAGUGAAAGAGGAUGAGUAUAAUGUUGUCACUUUUUAUUCGCUGACCUCGUCUGUUGUCCAGAGCGUUAUUAACGGGUACCGCCCCCGCAGGGACUUUCCUUUUAAGGAGUGGCCAAAGGAACAUGACAUUAUUCAUCUCCCUAGCAACGGGGAGGCUAUCCUGUUGCUAGGGAGGAGUGGAACGGGUAAGACCACGUGCUGUUUGUAUCGGCUGUGGAACCAGUUCAACAAGUACUGGGAACAGGUUUUUGCUAAUGAGGGUGAUCCUUGCUAUCCGCACAGACCACUCCCUUUGAUGGGCCAGUCCUCCAUUGAACUGAGAGAUAUUGUAGGAGCUGAAGACGAGGGUAUGGGUGGAGACGGAGAGGGUGUGGUUUAUAUCAAUGAGGAAGAGGAUGAGGGAGGUGAAGGUGAAGAUGAAGUCGUCAAAUUUGAGCAUUUGCAUCAGGUGUUCCUUACUAAGAACUACGUUUUGUGUUCGCAAAUGAAGAAGAGGUUUUAUGACAUGGUAGCGUCCUACGACACUUACUCACAGCAUUUAGAAUACGAGGCUCUUCCCUGCCCUCUCUCUCUGAAAGACAUCAACUCUAAAGCUUUUCCACUCUUCCUUACCUCAAGGCAAUUCCUACUCCUCCUUGAUAACUCCCUUGGGGGCAAGACCUUCUUCCCUCGUAACAGAGACGGGUCUCUGGCAGUGAAGAUCUGUAGCUCCGACUAUGAGACUGAAGACCUGGGCACUCUACUGGACCUUGACGUGAGUGAUGGUGAAGAAGAAGAGACGAAUGAAGAGGAUGAGCUAGCUAGGGUUGUUGGUAUAAAGCAGGUUCCUGUGUGGAGAGAGGUCACAUCGUGUUAUUUUGUGAACGAGAUAUGGCCCAAGAUAUGCUCUCAUUGUAGCGACAAGAGUAUCGACCCCCUGCUUGUAUGGAUAGAGAUAAAGUCCUUUAUCAAAGGCUCUCUAUUAGCCGUUAGCAAACCCUCGGGUUGUCUCUCCCCCUGGGAGUAUGAAUCGAUCGGUCGUAAAAUGGCGACUAAUUUCAGUGGAAACAGGACAGAGAUAUACAGUCUCUUUGAGCAUUAUCGUGACUACGUUCAUCGUAAGAGGAGUCUCAAUCUAUUCGAUGAGAACGACCUUAUCAAUAAUAUCUAUCAGAGACUAGUCAAGUUGGAAUCGCCAGAGCUUCCCUGGUCCAUACAUCAUUUCUUUAUUGACGAGGUACAGGAUUUCACUCAGUCGGAACUAGCUCUUAUUCUCCGUCUCUCUCAGGAGCCUAAUGGGCUCUUUCUGACCGGUGACACAGCCCAGAGUAUCAUGAAAGGUAUCUCAUUUCGUUUCAGAGACCUCAGGUCUCUCUUCCAUCUUGCAAAGACUCAGUCUGCGGCCUUACCCUCUCCAAUGCGUAUCUCAGUCCCACGUGUACACGAAUUAUUAAUCAAUUUCCGUUCCCAUUCUGGUAUCCUGAGGCUAGCCACAAGUGUCAUUGAACUACUCAAGGAGUAUUUCCCGAGUUCGUUCGACCGACUACCAGAGGACAGAGGCAUGUUCCCUGGACCCCUCCCUGUCUUCAUCCAGUCCUGUCAUGUGACUGAUCUUGCUGUGUUGCUAAGGAGCAAUAAGAGGGCCUCAUCAUGUAUUGAGUUUGGUGCUCAUCAGGUUAUUAUUGUACAGAAUGAAGAGGCUAAGAAGUCUUUGCCGGACGUGUUGAAAGGUGCUGUUGUACUUACUGUCUUUGAGUCUAAAGGACUUGAAUUUGAUGAUGUAUUACUCUACAACUUUUUCACUGAUUCAUCUAUCACUAAAGAGUGGAGGGUAGUAUCGACCUAUGCUGACAAGACUGCGCCCCCUUCAGACUCCAAGACCAAACCACGCCCACUCAAUUUCAACGAGAGAUUCCACAAGUCUCUCAACUCGGAAUUCAAAUACUUAUACACUGCAAUAACACGUGCCAAGUGCAACCUCUGGAUCUACGAC